Malus domestica (apple) is the source of this 3168-nucleotide messenger RNA. The record is from RefSeq and is a predicted model, not a curated record. Lineage: Eukaryota; Viridiplantae; Streptophyta; Magnoliopsida; Rosales; Rosaceae.
AUGGCGAGGCGUAGCACUCUGAAGAAUUGGGUGUCUGAUAUGUUAAUGGAGUUUCUCGGAUAUUCUAACAUCGUAGUUGUUCGGUUCGUUAUUCAACUCGCUAAGCAAGCAACAUCGCCGGAUGGUGUGAUGGACAAGCUCGUCGAUUUUGGACUGCCAUCCACGAAUGAAACGGGCGCUUUUUCGAAAGAAAUCUUCGCUAGAUUGCGCGGCAAGGCAUUAUUGAAAAAGAAGAGGGAAGUUGCCAGGCUGGUGAGGAAGCUGCAGAGAACAUAUGAUGAGAUCAUAGAUGUGGACAACGAUGAUUAUGAGUCCAUGAAGUCGGAUUCGAGGAAGAAACGGUAUAGGAAGAGGGUGCGGAGUGAAGUAGAAGAAGAUCGCGAGGCAGAUAUUGCGAGAGUGAAAGAAGAGAGACCGGUUAAAAGACGAAUAUGGAUAGUAGAAGGCCACGAUGGUUCGCCGUUUGAAGAAGAAGAAACAUUGCGUGAUCAGCGAGAGAGGGAGGAGUUGGAGAGAAACAUAAGGGAGAAGGAUGCAGCAGCCCCAACAAGGUUGUUAAAACAGAACGAGGCAAAGGAGGCGUUUCGGAGAACCAAUGCUGAUAUCGAAGCUUUAAGAAGAGUUUCAAGACAAGAGUAUCUAAAGAAACGGGAGCAAAAGAAAUUGGAGGAAAUUAUGGAAGAUUUAGAAGAUGAGAAUUGCUUAUUCAGAGGUCUGAAGCUGACCGAAGCUGAAGACCGUGACUUGAGUUACAAGAAACAAAUAUUAGAGAUUGCGAAGAAAAAGUCAGUGCUAGAAAGGGAUGAGAGUGGCAAUGAGUACAUGAUCCCGGAAGCCUAUGAUGAUCAGGAGUGCGGCAUUGAUCAGAAAAAGAGAUUUUCUGUGGCUACUCAACGCUACGGGGAACUGAAUGGCGGAGAUAAAAUCAACCCGUUUGCAGAACAGAAAGCUUGGGAGGAUCAGCAAAUUGAAAAGGCAACAUGGAAUUUCGGAUCCAAAGACAAAAAUAGGUCAAUGUCUGCUGAUGAGUACGAAUUUGUAUUUGGAGACCUGAUUGAUUUUGUCAAGGCAUCCGCUAAUGAAUUUGAUGAUGAUUUGCAAGCACAACAAACUCGGUCAUUUGAUUCGCAAGUGAAAUCAAACUUGGAGAAGCUGCAGGAGGAGAGAAAAACAUUACCAGUCUUCUCCUAUCGCGAUGAAUUGCUCCGAGCAGUUGAAAAAUAUCAGGUUCUUGUUAUCGUUGGUGAAACUGGGUCCGGGAAAACCACACAGAUACCCCAAUAUCUGCAUGAGGCAGGAUACACGAAGCAUGGAAAGAUUGGAUGCACGCAGCCACGGCGAGUUGCUGCUAUGAGUGUUGCUGCCAGGGUUUCUCAAGAAAUGGGAGUCAAACUCGGCCAUGAGGUAGGUUAUUCUAUUCGUUUUGAAGAUUGCACAUCUGAAAAAACUGUUAUGAAAUAUAUGACUGAUGGAAUGUUGUUGCGUGAAUUUCUCGGCGAACCAGAUUUGGCAAGCUAUAGUGUGCUGAUGGUGGACGAGGCACAUGAAAGAACGCUAUCGACAGAUAUUCUGUUCGGAUUAGUUAAAGACAUUGCACGAUUUAGACCUGAUUUUAAACUCCUCAUCUCAAGUGCAACUCUUGAUGCUAAGAAGUUCAGCGAUUACUUUGAUUAUUGCCCGAUUUUAUAUAUUCCAGGAAGGCGGCAUCCUGUCGAUAUAUUCUACACAAAGGAACCACAAGCUGAUUAUUUAGAUGCAGCAAUUGCUACUGCACUUCAAAUCCAUGUGACAGAACCAUCUGGCGAUAUAAUGAUCUUUCUCACUGGUCAGGAAGAAAUUGAAGCAGCGGCCGAAGUGUUGAAACAGAAGACAGAAGGCCUUGGGACAAAAAUUGGUGAGCUGAUUAUCUGUCCCAUAUUUGCAAACCUACCUACUGAGUUGCAAGCGAAGGUUUUCGAGCCCACGCCUUCAGGGGCUAGGAAGAUUGUCCUGGCCACAAACAUAGCAGAAACUUCGCUGACAAUAGACGGGAUCAAAUAUGUCAUUGACCCUGGAUAUUGCAAGAUGAAGAGUUAUAAUCCGAGGACUGGGAUGGAGUCAUUGCAAGUCACUCCCAUCUCGAAAGCAUCGGCAAGACAAAGGGCAGGUCGAUCUGGUCGAACAAGCCCUGGGAAAUGCUUCAGGUUAUACACAGCUUACAGUUCCCAGCAUGAUUUUGAAGAUAACACAAUACCAGAAAUACAACGGACUAACCUUGCGAAUGUCGUGCUUACGCUGAAGUGUCUCGGUAUCCAUGACUUGUUACAUUUCGAUUUCAUAGAUGCUCCACCUACUGAAGGAUUGAUAAAGGCGCUUGAACUGCUGUUUGCCCUAGCUGCAUUGAACAAAUUUGGUGAGCUGACUAAGGUCGGUAGGCAGAUGGCAGAGUUUCCUCUUGAUCCGAAGCUAUCUAAGAUGAUAGUUGCUUCCGGCAAGUACAAGUGCUCGGACGAGGUUAUUUCAAUCGCUGCUAUGCUUUCUGUUGGUAACUCAGUUUUUCUCCGCCCGAAGAACAAACAAACAUACGCUGACAAUGCGCGAAUGUGGUUUCAAACCGGGAAUGUGGGAGAUCACGUUGCUUUGCUUAAUGUGUACAAUGAAUGGAAGGAGACAAAUUACUCAACAGAAUGGUGUUCUGAAAACUACAUACAGGCGAGGAGCAUGAAACGAGCAAGAGAUAUCCGGGAACAACUUGAACGGCUCUUGGGGCGGGUUGAGAUCGAAUUAAUCUCAAAUCCCGAUGAUCUAACGCCUAUAAAGAAGGCCAUUGCAUCCGGUUUCUUCCCCCACGUUGCAAGCUCCAUGAAGAAUGGACGUUAUAGAACAAUCAAAUAUCCACAGACCGCCUACAUCCACCCGAGCUCAGGGCUAGCGCGGGAGUCACCGAGCUGCGUUUUAUACCACGAAAUGGUGCUCACAACGAAAGAAUACAUGAGAUGUGUAACGGAAAUAGAGCCGAAGUGGCUGCUGGAUGUGGCUCCGCAUUAUUACCAGGUGAAGCAUGUUAAGAACUCGGGUUCGAAGAGCAGCCUCGCAGAGGAGGGCGGGCCGAACAGGACCGACAACUUUCUGGGUUCAAAGACUUUUCCUCUGCCAACCCCUAGGCUUCAAACUUACUAAUGUUUUUAC